GGAGACGGGAGAUUUGUAUAAAUAUCGGUGUGCCGCGCUGUCAUCUAAACUGGUGUGGGAGCGCGCAGACUGCCGUCCGUCAGCCGCGCUUUUCCCGUGGAGGUGACAGCGAUUCGUUCACGCUACAGGUGGCGCCUUAAAAUUCCGGACCAAAGUGAACCACCGGCAGUGCUGGAAAAUGAAGAUCUGUGUUGCUUUUCUCAUGGUAGCUGUCCUUCACAUCACUCACGCGGUUUGUCCAGAUAAGAUGCCUGGUCUUCAACCCUGGACUCCCGGUCACAAUGAAGCUCAUCGAGUUACUAUCGGUUACGGUCGCAAAGUUAUCCUCACCUCCUCUGCGACGGUCCAUUCCAUCGAGAUCCUCAACGGAGGGAAGCUUGUGAUAGCCGAUACCACCCGACCCAUUUUGCUGCGAGCGAAGCACAUCCUCAUCGGAAACAAGGGCGAACUUCACAUAGGCAGUCCAGAUUGUCUUUACAAAGGCAACCUCACCAUUUCUCUCUUUGGCAGGUCUGAUGACGACGAUGAUGAACAUAGUUAUUUUGGACGAAAGUACAUCGGCGUCGGAACUAGAGGAUCGUUAGAAAUCCACGGGCAAAAGAAGCUGUCGUGGACGUUUCUGAACAAAACACUUCAUCCUGGGCAAGGCAACGAGAAGAGUUACCACUUUGAGAGGAGCUGGGGCAACAGAGGGAUCAUCAUUCACAUCAUCAAUGCCCAAACUGGAGAGGUGCUCCAUUCUGAUAGGUUUGACACGUACAGGAGCAAGGACGAGAGCAGACGGCUGGCCCAGUAUGUAGAUGAUGUGGAAACUGGACAGAUCUUGGCCAUGGUGGUUAAUGAUGAAGGGUCCAACAACCUGGAGGAUUCGGCUAAAAAGGCUCUCACCAAGCUGGGGAGCCGGCACUUCCAUCGCCUUGGUUUCAGGCACCCGUGGAGUUUUAUCACGGUGAAGGGGGACGCAACAUCAUCGAUGGAGGAUCACGCUGUCUAUCAGGGAACCAAGGCUUCUUCUGAAGCGAGGAGCUCUCGAGUGUUUCAGUCGGGUUACGGAGAACAUUUCACCAUCACAACCCUCAGUCAAUGGGUGCAAGAGGCGGAGUGGACCGAAUGGUUUGACCGUGAUGAUGAGAGAGGGUCAGGUGACUGGGAAAAACUCUCCGAACUUCACAAAGCUUUUCCGGAGCGUCUGUGCAGUAAUCCCUUGGAUAUUGAGGCUGAAACUCUUGACGGCAUCCCUUCCAACAACACAGGCGAAAUCUUCUCCAAGUUUGACAAAAACUACGGCUUUGUGUGCCUCAACAAAGACCAGGUGGAUGGGAUUUGCCACAACUACCGCGUGCGCUUUCUGUGCGGCAAGCUCGUGCGGCCGCAGGCCUCCAUCACCAUAGACACGUUGUCUAACUGCAGUAUUUUGGAGCUGGCGGAUGAACCCCACGGUUGGACAUCUGGUGACAGGAUCGUGGUGGCCAGUACGGAUUACUCCAUGCACCAGGUUGAGGAGUUCAGCGUGCUUCCUUGUGCCUCGUGCUCAAGAAACCAGAUCAAGGUAGAAGGUAAAGCAGCGUACCUUCACAUGGGAGAGGAGGUGGAUGGUGUGGACAUGCGUGCGGAGGUCGGCCUGUUGAGUCGAAACAUCCUGAUCAGAGGCGAGAUGGAGCCCACCUGUUAUGACAACGACGCCUGCAAAUUCUUUUCCUUUGACACGUUCGGUGGACAUUUCAAGAUGGAGCGAGGUUUCCGGUCGGUGCAUGUGCAGGGGGUGGAGUUUAUGCACAUGGGUCAGCAAUCUAUGGGUCACUAUUCCGUCCACUUCCAUAUGAAUGGAGAUGUGGACCAGAAGGGAGGCUAUGACCCGCCAACAUACGUGAAAGAUCUGUCCAUUCAUCACUCCUUCUCCCGAUGUGUCACUAUUCACGGCUCCAACGGGCUGCUGGUGAAGGACGUUGUGGGAUACGACUCUUUAGGGCACUGCUUUUUUACCGAGGACGGGCCAGAGGAGAGGAACACGUUUGAUCACUGUCUGGGUCUGUUGGUGAAGGCGAGCACUCUUCUGCCCUCCGACAGAGACAGCAAGAUGUGCCGAUACAUAACGGACGGAGCUUAUCCUGGAUACGUGGCUAAACCGCGGCAGGACUGCAGCGCCACCUCUACCUUCUGGAUAGCUAACCCCAAUAACAAUCUCAUCAACUGCUCCGCGGCCGGAUCCGAGGAAGCAGGAUUCUGGUUUAUUUUCCACCACGUCCCCACCGGGCCAUCAGAGGGCAUGUACUCCCCUGGCAAGACGGAGCACACACCCAUGGGGCUGUUCAUUAAUAACAGAGCUCAUUCCAAUUACAGGGCGGGGAUGAUCCUCGACAAUGGGGUGAAGACGACCGAGGCUAACGCGAAGGACAAGAGGCCGUACCUCUCCCUCAUAGGAGCCAGGUAUGGCCCGCACCAGGACGCAGACCCCUUUAAACCAAGAGUUGCCGCUCUAAUCCAUCAUUUUGUAGCGUAUAAAAACCAGGACCAUGGUGCUUGGCUGAGGGGAGGAGAUGUUUGGCUGGACGAUUGCCAGUUCGCCGAUAAUGGAAUAGGCCUCACUCUCGCCAGCGGCGGAACGUUCCCUGAUGAUGACGGCUCACGUCAGGAGGUGAAGAACUCGCUGUUUGUGGGCGAGAGCGGAAACAGAGGGAUGCCAGAUCUGGAUGAUCAAUCCUGGGGCACCGGGGGUCCCGAUCAUCUCGGCAGGUCCCUGCCCAGAGGAGUGGACUUCCCUAUUCGUGGGAUGCAAAUCUACGACGGGCCGAUCAACGUCCAGAACUGCACUUUCCGCAAAUUCGUGGCCCUGGACGGUCGGCACACGAGCGCUUUUGGUUUCCGCCUGAACAACUCGUGGCAGAGUUGCCCUAACAACAACGUCACCGACAUCACUUUUGAAGACGUCCCGAUCACCUCACGAGUUUUCUUUGGUGAGCCGGGCCCCUGGUUCAACAAGAUGGAGAUGGAUGGCGACAAGACAACCAUUUUCCACGACAUCGAUGGCUCGGUGAGCGAAUACCCCGGUGCUUUCCUCGUCAAAGAGGACAACUGGCUCCUGAGACACCCGGACUGUAUUGACAUCCCGGACUGGAGAGCUGCCAUCUGCAGCGGGCACUAUGCCCAGAUUUACGUCCAGACCCGGAACCCAGCCAACCUUAACAUGAAGAUGGUGAAAGAUGAGUAUCCAGACAAGCCUCUGGUGCUGGUGGGAGCUCUGGGGAAGAGGAAUCACUACCAGCAGUUUCAGCCUGUCGUCACUCUCGGGAAAGGAUACACCAUGCACUGGGACCAGGCGGCUCCUGCUGAGGUCACCAUAUGGCUCAUCAAUUUCAACAGAAAUGACUGGAUAAAUGUGGGCAUCUGCUACCCAAGAGGCACAGCGUUCACCAUCAUCUCAGACAUCCACAACCGCCUCACCAAAGAGACCCGGAAGACCGGCGUGUUCAUGAGAACCACUCAAGGAGAGAAGAUGGGCCACUCGCAUCAGACGAGAGGUUAUUACUACUGGGACGAGGACACUGGGCUUCUGUUCUUAAAAAUCAAAGCGCACAAUGAGAAGGAAGACUUUGCCUUCUGCUCGGUGAAGGGCUGCGAAAGAGUGAAGAUCAAAGCCGUCAUUCCCCCCGGCAGCGGCCCCAGUGACUGCAUGGAUGAAGCUUAUCCCAAAUACUCCGAGAUGCCCGUCGUAGAUGUGCCUAUGCCCAGAAAACUGCCCCGCUCAAGACUGCCCAAAACACCCGAGCACUUCCUGGAAAUCAAACUGGAGUCGUACAAUACUCGCUUUUUCCACAUCAAAGAAGACUUUGCUUAUGUUGAGGUCGAUGGCAAGAAGAUCUACCAAUCAGAGGACGGUGUGCAUCUGACUGUGAUUGACGGUCACAGUGGGCAAAUUCUGGAGUCUAAAGGCUUCAGGAACUCCAUAUUGAUGGGAAUCCCAGCUCAGUUAGAGAACUACAUCGCGAACCUCAAAGACGAGUCAGUGAUUUUGAUCACUUCUAAAGGAAAACUGGUCACCAGGGGGCCGUGGACCAAAGUUCUCCAGACCAUCGGAGCAGACCAGUCGGUAAAGUUGAAAGACAAGCUAGCUUUUGUUGGCUUCAAAGGCUCCUUCCGGCCGGACUGGGUGAAGAUGACCGUGGACGAAGAGCGCGUCAAACUCCACCAAGUGUUGCCCAUCCCCGUCGUCAAGACAGCGAAGCUUUGAAAACAAGCGACGCAGCCCAGAAAAACUCAGACUCUUAGUAGCACCACUGUCGGGCGAGCCGCCUGCACACGCCCACCGGACCCGAACGACCAAUCAGAAACGAGCAUGUGUUUAUGUUACCUUACAACCCCUCCCAGCAGAUUCCAUCGUAUGUGACGACGUGGACGUUAAGUGACGUUUGGAUCGUGUUGUCUAUUGUUUAUACUUGAGUUUUCCAGAAGAAAAAGUGAACAACAAUCACGUAACAUUCCUCGUUCUUGUCCCUCUCUGUGAUGUUUGCCAUACUGUUCUUCUGAGAAACAUGUGUUUUUCUAAAAAUGUAGAGAAGAGGUUUCAGAUUGUAAAUGUUGUGAGUCUUUUUCUUCUGUUAAUUUUUCUCGUCACGCACAAGAGUGUCCGCUCGGUUUUGUUUGUAUUGUACGAGAGAGCCAGCAACAAAAAAGUCUUAAAAUGUAAAAACAUGGUGAUGAUCUGUGAGAAAUUGGCAAGACGUACGACAAUGUCCCUUUGCCGAAAUAGCUGGUCUUUUUUCGGGGAUCGUAAUUUGUUAGUGUUUUGUAUGUUUUGUGUGUUUCUAAAAAAGACCUGAUUGAUAACAGAGAUAUAUUUUAUACUUAUUUAUUGUACAUGCACUAUUACACAAAUCAAAAAGGGACUUCUGAGUUGUAAUGUAUUUCUGUCCUAUCUGUAAAAGCAAAAAUGUAAGUUUCACUUUCUGUGUAUAAAUCAAAUAUACAUGACAUUACCUUUAAGUUGUAUAUGGGUGUGAUGUAAAUGUAACUGAUUUCAAAGUAAAGCAAAUGUAUGACUUUAGAUAAAGAGCUAUGAACACUUUUGUACAGGAAUAAAUGAAUACAUCUUUUUUCCUCA
Messenger RNA from Triplophysa rosa, 5098 nucleotides. It is a transcript of the gene cemip, whose product is annotated as cell migration inducing hyaluronidase 1. Lineage: Eukaryota; Metazoa; Chordata; Actinopteri; Cypriniformes; Nemacheilidae. The coding region runs from base 179 to 4228 and encodes 1349 amino acids. The record is from RefSeq and is a predicted model, not a curated record. The transcript has 29 exons.